AGAUGUCAAUUGUCAUAUUUUGUCAUGCAUUAUCGUAUUGCAAUUUAUCUGGAUUUAAAUUCUAAUGCAACAAAUUAUAAGUUUCAUGAACUUAAUUCUCAUUACUGGAAUUUGAAUAAAUAUGACUAUUUUAAUUAAUAAUUGAAAUCGCUACAAUAAUUUUAUACGCAGAGCUUAAAUUCAUAAAUCAGAAUGAUAAGACGUCGUUUGUUUUCUCCUAUGCUUCGGCAGUACGCACUAAAAGGUUAUGUUGAUUAUGCAAGACCUUGCAAUAUUAUUCCAUGCUGUGAAGUAUUGAAUAGAAGAGUUCAAAGCACCGUGGCUGUUGAUGAAAGCUACCUCAAGAAAUUCAUGAAGGCAGUGGGAUGGAUGGAUCAAGAAAGAGCUCGGCUCAAACUUACUGGUUAUUUCCUAUAUCAAUGCGUACCUGAAAAAAUAGCAUAUCACGAGUGGUUUGAAGUGCUAGAGCUCCCAGAUACAUUUACGUCCUGGUUCAUAGUCACUGAACUGCAUGUAUGGUUGAUACUAGUUCGUUAUAUGGCUGAAGAUGUUACUGUUACUGGGGAUAAGAAGAAAUUAUUGAAGGGAAACGGCCAUUUUGUAAGGAAUUGUAUUAUAGAAGCACUGUGGGCGGACGUUGCUAAUAGGAUUAAGUUGUUAGAGGGUGCAAAUCCCACCAUAGCUAAGAAACAAGUGACGGAACUAUCAGAACAAUUUCAAGCAGCACUAGUGGGUUAUGAUGAAGGCUUAGAUGACGAUAAGGUGUUGGCUGCAGCAGUGUGGCGGAGGUUCUAUUCAUUGUCACAUGAUGUCAAAGCAGCACAUGUUGAAAAGAUUGUACAUUUUAUACGGCAUCAGAUGGCAACCUUAGAUAAAAUACCAAGUAAAGAUUUAAAGUGGAAGCCUCAAUUAGCGUGGUUAAGUAUAACGGAUCAUUAGUUAAAAUAAAUAAAUUAUAUUAUAUUGUUGAGAUUUAGAAAUAAAACGAUGAUUUAAAACAA
This is a messenger RNA of Colias croceus (clouded yellow), 1001 nucleotides long. RefSeq names its product ubiquinol-cytochrome-c reductase complex assembly factor 1 (gene Uqcc1). The record is from RefSeq and is a predicted model, not a curated record. Lineage: Eukaryota; Metazoa; Arthropoda; Insecta; Lepidoptera; Pieridae. Gene Ontology annotation, cellular component: mitochondrion. Gene Ontology annotation, biological process: mitochondrial respiratory chain complex III assembly. The coding region runs from base 193 to 939 and encodes 248 amino acids. The transcript has 6 exons.